AACCAGAGGACUUGGCCAGUGAGCUCAAAGGAAAGCCAGAAGACUGCAGGGAAAUGGAAUAGAAAAGAAAGCGUCUCUAUAAGAUGGGAACGUUUGGCUGUAUCAACUGUUGCUGAGUAGAGGCAAACGAGAGCCGCGAUCGGCCGGCGCACCAGCUCCUGGCCGCCAGGAGGAAACCCCGAGCGGAGCACGGCCCAGGAGGCCAUGGAGCGCGAAGUGCAGCGGGUUCGCCAGGCGUUCCGGUCCGGCCGGUCGCGACCCCUGCGGUUCCGGCUGCAGCAGCUCGAGGCCCUGCGGAGGAUGGUGCUGGAGCGCGAGAAGGACAUCCUGGCGGCCAUCGGCGCCGACCUGUGCAAGAGUGAAUUCAAUGCAUACAGUCAGGAAGUCAUUACUGUCCUUGGGGAAAUUGAUCUUAUGCUGGAGAAUCUUCCUGAAUGGAUUACUGCUAAACCGGUUAAGAAAAACCUGCUCACCAUGCUAGAUGAGGCCUAUGUUCAGCCACAGCCUCUAGGAGUGGUACUAAUUAUUGGAGCUUGGAACUACCCCUUUGUUCUCACCCUUCACCCACUGGUAGGAGCCAUUGCUGCAGGAAAUGCUGUGAUUAUCAAGCCUUCUGAAUUAAGUGAAAAUACAGCCACGAUCUUGGCAAAGCUCCUCCCUCAAUAUUUAGACCAGGACCUGUAUGUUGUUAUGAAUGGUGGUGUGAAAGAAACCACAGAGCUUCUGAAGCAGCGAUUUGACCACAUUCUCUACACGGGAAGCACUGCAGUUGGAAAAAUUGUCAUGGAAGCUGCUGCCAAGCAUCUGACCCCUGUGACUCUUGAACUGGGAGGGAAAAGUCCAUGUUACAUUGAUAAAGACUGCGACCUGGACGUUGCUUGCAGACGCAUAACCUGGGGAAAGUACAUGAAUUGUGGCCAAACCUGCAUUGCUCCCGACUAUAUUCUCUGUGAAGCAUUCCUCCAGAAUCAAAUCGUGCAGAAGAUAAAGGAAACUCUGAAGGAAUUUUAUGGAGAAAAUAUAAAAGAGUCUCCUGAUUAUGAAAGGAUAAUCAAUCUUCGUCAUUUUAAGAGGAUACUAAGCUUGCUAGAAGGACAAAAGAUAGCUUUUGGCGGAGAGACUGAUGAGGACACACGCUAUAUAGCUCCAACAAUACUUACUGAUGUUGAUCCUGAAACCAAGGUGAUGCAAGAAGAAAUUUUUGGACCAGUUCUUCCAAUAGUGCCUGUGAAAAAUGUAGAUGAAGCCAUAAAUUUCAUAAAUGAACGUGAAAAGCCCCUGGCUCUCUAUGUAUUUUCUCAUAACUCUAAGCUCAUCAAACGGAUGAUUGACGAGACGUCCAGUGGUGGUGUCACAGGCAAUGAUGUCAUCAUGCACUUCAUACUCAAUUCUCUCCCCUUCGGAGGAGUGGGUUCCAGUGGGAUGGGAGCUUAUCAUGGAAAAUAUACUUUUGAUACCUUUUCUCAUCAACGUCCCUGUUUAUUAAAAAGUUUAAAGAGAGAAGGUGUUAAUAAACUCAGAUAUCCUCCCAACAGCCAAUCAAAGGUAGAUUGGGGAAAAUUCUUCUUCCUGAAACGAUUCAACAAGGGAAAACUCAGUCUCCUGCUGCUCACUUUCCUGGGUAUUAUAGCAGCUGUGCUUAUCAAGAAAUACCAAGCUGUGCUGAGGAGAAAGGCCCUGUUGGGUUUUCUGGUAGUUCACAGACUGCGUUGGUCCAGUGGACAGUGAUGAACAGCAGAUUUUAAAGCCCGGCCCUGUGUUAAGAGUGAG
This is a messenger RNA of Nycticebus coucang (slow loris), 1770 nucleotides long. It is a transcript of the gene ALDH3A2, whose product is annotated as aldehyde dehydrogenase 3 family member A2. Gene Ontology annotation, molecular function: aldehyde dehydrogenase (NAD+) activity. Gene Ontology annotation, biological process: aldehyde metabolic process. Lineage: Eukaryota; Metazoa; Chordata; Mammalia; Primates; Lorisidae. The transcript has 11 exons. The record is from RefSeq and is a predicted model, not a curated record. Gene Ontology annotation, cellular component: cytoplasm. The coding region runs from base 205 to 1728 and encodes 507 amino acids.